Messenger RNA from Phycomyces blakesleeanus NRRL 1555(-), 1500 nucleotides. RefSeq names its product glycosyltransferase family 49 protein. The coding region runs from base 1 to 1500 and encodes 499 amino acids. The transcript is spliced from 3 exons. The record is from RefSeq and is a predicted model, not a curated record. Gene Ontology annotation, biological process: protein O-linked glycosylation via mannose. Lineage: Eukaryota; Fungi; Mucoromycota; Mucoromycetes; Mucorales; Phycomycetaceae. Gene Ontology annotation, molecular function: glucuronosyltransferase activity; xylosyltransferase activity.
AUGGAACGCUUCAAAGCUCUUAAGAGUUGGACGUCAACAAGUCCACCGAAUGAAUCAAUCUAUACGGUUCGACGUCAUUAUCGCAACAGUAGCACAUCAUUGGAUGAAUUCGAAUCACAUACACCAAAGCUGCGAUCUCAUCGUUUACGACUUGCCUUGUUGCUGACAUCUUUGCUAAUUCUAUUCCGAUGGUGGAUGUUUCCCAUACGACAUGGAAAACUGCGAGAUCAACCUAUAUAUGAGCAACCAAAGGCGUGCCAGGCCAAAAUGUGCAAUCCGGCCGGGCGGUGCUCUACAUGGUCUACAGCUUCUGGUGCUGUAAACUGGACUGGUUUGGUAGAAAACGGCCUUUAUAGAGAUCUUGGAAAGAUAAAUGUGGAUCCAGGAUGUGAGGUUGAACUUAGAGUAGACGGUGAAGGCCCUCGCCCAGAGCAAGGGUGGAUGCGGAUGGAAGGAAAUACGUCGUGUGUGGAUGAAUAUGGACAGACUGGAUGGGUUCCAGAGUGUCGCAAUUUAGUAUCCAUGCAAGUCAAAGAUCGAUAUAACGAAGAGAUUGUGAUGAACCAUAUACCAUCUAGUGUGGAUCCUUUUGAUAUUACUCUUGUCACCCAGUUCUCUGUCAAUAGACUGAAUACAUUUAACAAGGUGCUUGACGUGUGGAAAGGUCCUAUUUCUAUAGCUAUCUACCUUACAGAAGAAGGAGAUAUUGAUGAGCUCGACGAAUUCUUAAAGAUUCCCGAAAACUUCAAGGCGUAUGAACAUAUUCAUCUCACACUUGUAAAACCUCCUUAUAACACGCUAGAUCGGCUCGCCUAUCCAAUUAAUCACCUCCGAAACCUUGCAUGGGCUGCCUCAACUACCGAUUAUAUCCUCGUCAUUGAUGCUGAUUUUGUACCUUCUCCUAAUCUACACAAUUUUCUCCAAGAACAGUACACUCGGAUGUCAAAAUCACCCAAGAUUGCUUGGGUUGUACCUUGCUUUGGUCUCGUAUCAGACUACCCGAUACCUACCAAAGUCAGCACUAUACGUAAUGCUCUUGAUAACAAAAAGGCCUACAUAACUGAUCCAGGUGCAGGACAUGGCCCGACACUUUACCGCCAGCUUGGUUUAUCGCAUGGAUUUCAUGUGUAUGAUGAAGUGUGCUAUGAAUCCCAAUGGGAGCCCUAUUAUGUGAUAAGUCGACAUACUCCUAUGUAUGAUGUCCGGUUCAAGAACCAAGGUGGAGACAAACAAUCCCAUGCUCUUCAGCUUAAUUCAGAGCAAUACACUUUCCGAGUCUGGAGAAAUGUCUUUCUAGCUCACCAAGAACACACUAGCAUGGUGUGGCCUGGCCAAGGAAAGAUUGAACCCCCAGAAUGGAAUUACUUUGGUGGAUUCAUGCGAGAAAUGGAGUCUAUCUAUGGUCCCAACGUACGGUGGCCGCGAGGAUGUAAUGCAGCAGGUGUGGGAUGGCAGGAUCAAGGGCGGCCUACGCUGGGUUUAGGCGUGAUUAUGGCCUAA